UUACAUUUCAUAUUUCGCCUUUGCGUUUGUGUAGUGCUUUCGGUAAACACGUUUUAGAAUUUUAGGUCUAAAUUACAUGUGAGUUAUGACUUGUGAUGUUGAAAAAAAGUAUAAUGAAUAAUGAUACUAACUAAUUAAUGUUGAUGAUAAUAUCACAGAAUAAAUUAUUAAGUUAAUAUUUAUUUUAAAUUAUUCUUUUAUAGUAUGAUACUAAUACAAAUAUACAAUCAUACUAAUAACUAUUGAAGUGAAAUCUUUGAACCCUGAAUUAUCAUUCAAUUUAAUAUAUUAUAUAUUAAGUGCAAAGGUAUAAUAUUAUUCAACAUCGGUGUGAUGUAGUUUUAACAUUAAGUCUUGUAUGAAAAUGUCUGCCGACGAAAACGAAUCUGUGGACAUACAACUAAUCAAUUGGCGAUCUAAUAAUUCUAGUAGAUUAUUAUAGAUUGAUUUGGAAGAGGAGCUUAACCGUAUGGAAAGACCUAGUCGAGUGUUCAAUAGCCAUCAUCAUUUAUCUAUGCCUCCAGUGUUAACAGAUACAAUAAAUAUGGAACAAAACGAGCAAGUUCGUAGGUUCAAGAGAUAAUAGCUAUGAUGAAAGUUUAAGUAGCACGACACAAAAUGCAGGGAGGAGUAAUGAAGUAGCUAGUGUAUCAAUGAAUGAUGAAAGUGAAGAAGACGAUACUAGAAGCGGUUUAAACCUUACUUUUUGGAGAAAAGAUAUUGUACUAAGACAUGUUGGCUAUGAUCAUAGACCAGAACACGCUAGAUCUGUAAGACGGUCAAGGAAAUUUGCAGAUCAACCUUAUGUAUUAAUAAACCGGAGCUUUCCAAGAAAUACUUCCUCCGGUGUUACAAGAAGAACCAAUAGGCUUGUUAAUGUUUCAUCAACAAACCAAGGUUAUAAUGAUCAUCCUCCUGGUAGAUCACAAACUCCAGAACAAGAACUUCCUGAAGUACAAGUAAUAGAAAAUGUAAUGGAACCUGAUAACAGUGAUGACCAAUAUGAUGUCUAUCGUGCUCGUGGCCAAGAAGGUAUUUUAAGUGUUUCAUCUCGUAAUGAUGCUGAUUCUGGCGAAGAUAGAGGAUCUUCACAUGAAGAAAAUAGAAAUAGUACUUUAGAUAUACCUAAUGAAACUCCAAGAACAAGAGUUGUACCUUUUAUCAUGUCACCAACACCAUUUAGUCCACCGUCCGAAUCUCCUACAGAUACUUCUGAAAUUCUAGCUACAGGAGUAAACAAUGAUUUACCAAAUGUGCCUGCAGCAAUACCAUUAACAACUAAUAAUGAUGAUAAUCAUAAUACUGUUUCCAAUAAUGAAUCCAGAACAUCACUAGUACGCGUUGAAGAACAUCCAGAAACAUAUGAAGACCUUAAUGGUCAGUUAUUACGUUUAUUUGAAUGUCCUGUAUGUUUUGAACACAUUAUUUCUCCCAUUUAUCAAUGCUUGCAUGGACAUUUAAUUUGUAAUAAAUGUAUAGUUAUGUGUGAAAAUUGCCCAACAUGUAGAAAUUAUUUCAACACACAACGCAAUCUAUACAUGGAAAAAGUUGGUAAUUUGCUAAAGUUUCCCUGUAAAAAUACUUCAUAUGGAUGCAAGCAGCAAAUGUUUAUUAGUCUAAAAGAAAAUCACGAACAAGAAUGUUUGUGUAGACAAUACCAAUGUUUUUUCACUGAUUGUUCUUGGAAAGGAUACUAUUCUGAAUUGCACUCGCAUAUGAUUAAAAAUCAUAAUAACUACGUCCUAACUGGAUCAGAACAGUUUCUUGAUAUUGUGUUGAAUGGUGAAAAUCAAACAUUAAAGUGGUUUUUAUCAGGAGAGAGUGAAUACUUUGCAAUACUCAUUCAUGUAAUGGAAUCGCCUAGAAUAUUAAAAAUUCAAGUAAAUUUGAUUGGACCAGCAGUUAAAGCAAAACAAUUUAAAUUUUGUGUACAGUUAACCCAACGUAAAAAACGCAGUGGAUUUUCACAAAAGUUAGUUUAUGAGAGUUCAACUCUUUCAUUUUCGGAAAUCGAUGAUGCGUUGAACCACAGUGGUCUAAAACAAAACUUAAUUUCUUUAUCUGAAGAAAUGAUAGAACCUUUUAUAAGAAGAAGGACUAACUGUCGUCUACCAGUUAUUUUUAAAGUUAUCCCAGUAUAAUCUAGUUUAUACAUACUAUUGAAAAAAAUAUUAUUGUUAAAUUGUAAUAUUUUUUGAUCUUUUUAAACAUUAAAUAUGUAUGUACUUAUAACUUUUUUAAUGUAUGUGUUUC
Molecule: messenger RNA, 2253 nt
Organism: Rhopalosiphum maidis (corn leaf aphid)
Lineage: Eukaryota; Metazoa; Arthropoda; Insecta; Hemiptera; Aphididae
Product: E3 ubiquitin-protein ligase sina-like
Exons: 10
Coding region: 654-2141 (495 amino acids)
Biological process (GO): multicellular organism development; proteasome-mediated ubiquitin-dependent protein catabolic process
Cellular component (GO): cytoplasm
Molecular function (GO): zinc ion binding; ubiquitin conjugating enzyme binding; ubiquitin protein ligase activity
Source: RefSeq, a predicted model, not a curated record